AUGAGAGAAUAUGAAAUAUUUAAGACCUUCAAAGUUUCCAAAAGUUGUGAUUUACAAUUAAAAUCGGUUUCUGAAAAUAACCGUCAGCCAGCUCUAACUGCCUUAAAGAAUCGACCAAAAAGUUGUAAGGCGUCAUUGCUUCCAAGUGCCAGACAACUCGAGAUGCCAAAUCACCGCAUCGUAUUUCGCUUAUCGCUUCCAUUUCUUCUAAAUCAGGUAGAAUUGAAAGAGAAGAAGAAAAGGAACUCUGAAAUGGAGUCUCAAGCGUCUUUGAUGGAGGUUGAAGGAGGCAAUUUAGGUUGCUCACAUUACAGGAGGAAAUGCAAGAUCAAGGCACCAUGUUGUGAUGAAAUUUUCAAUUGUCGCCAUUGCCAUAACGAAUCCAAGAAUUCCAUUGACAUAGAUCCAGUUUUUCGCCAUGAUCUUCCUCGACAUGAAGUUAAGAAGGUUAUAUGUUCUCUAUGCGAAACCGAACAAGAUGUUCAACAAAAUUGCAUCAAUUGUGGAGUAUGCAUGGGGAAAUACUUCUGUGAGAAAUGUAAAUUCUUCGAUGAUGACGUUUCCAAGAAUCAAUACCAUUGUGAUCAAUGUGGCAUAUGUAGAACAGGUGGACAGGAGAAUUUCUUUCACUGUGACAAAUGUGGAUGUUGUUAUUCAAAAGUGAUAAAAGACACACACGUGUGUGUAGAAAGGGCAAUGCAUCACGAUUGUCCGAUUUGCUCUGAGUUCUUGUUUGACACAUUAAAGGAUCUUACAAUUUUACAAUGUGGGCAUACAAUGCAUUUGGAUUGCUUAAAAGAAAUGGAACAACAUCAUCGGUAUUCUUGCCCUGUUUGCUCAAAAUCUGUAUGUGAUUUAUCAGAUGUUUGGAGAAAGCUUGAUCAUGAGGUUGAAGUGACACCUAUGCCCCAGUCGUAUAGAAACAAAAUGGUGUGGAUAUUAUGCAAUGAUUGUGAGAAGAUAUCAAGAGUGCAAUUUCACAUAGUGGGGCAUAAAUGUGAAAAGUGUAAUUGUUACAAUACAAGACAAAUAAGAGGAGCUCCUUCAUCUGAAUGCACACCUUCGGCUUCUGAGGAGGAUUGUAAUUAAGUCAAAUAUACGUGCUUUAAAAGAUGUUAUAUAAUAAAAUGUUACAAAGAGUUUUUUUUUUAGCAAAAAAAGGCAAUCAUGUGUAAGAAGUACAAAAUAAUUAGGAUGGUUUAUUCGCUUGUCACCCCCCACAUAGUACAAGUUGC
This is a messenger RNA of Lactuca virosa, 1235 nucleotides long. NCBI's taxonomy places the organism in Eukaryota, Viridiplantae, Streptophyta, Magnoliopsida, Asterales, Asteraceae. The record is from the annotation of a GenBank genome assembly.